This is a messenger RNA of Glycine soja, 582 nucleotides long. RefSeq lists its product as uncharacterized. The coding region runs from base 1 to 582 and encodes 193 amino acids. The record is from RefSeq and is a predicted model, not a curated record. NCBI's taxonomy places the organism in Eukaryota, Viridiplantae, Streptophyta, Magnoliopsida, Fabales, Fabaceae. The transcript has 2 exons.
AUGGCUAAGUUCGACAAGCCUGCUCCAGAGAUUGAAGGCCAUGUGGCUGUCAGUGGACUAAGUCCUUCGAUCGCAUGUUCCCUAGAUACGGGCGAUCGAGGACUUAUGUCUGCUAUCGUGGAACGCUGGCAUAAGGAAACUAGUAGUUUAUAUUUGCCCGUAAUAAAGGUGACUAUCAUCUUGGAUGACGUGGCGUCGUUGUUGCAUUUGUCGAUCAUAGAGGCAUUCCAUAGCUUCAAGACGCUUCAUGUCGAUGAUGUUGUCUAUAUGUUGGUAGAAUUACUUGAGGUCAACGAUGUAAAGUGUUGGAUCUAUGAGUAUUUCCCAUCUAUUGGUUUUGCCAUAGCUGUCGAGGAUUAUGACGAGCGUAGACCGUGUGCAUGCCGAUGGACCUCUGGCAAGGUGUUACCCGUGUGGACGUAUCGUAGGCAUCUAGACAUGCUGACCCCUGAUGUUGUGUGUUGGAUUACAUAUGGUGACCACCGUUCAUUUAGAAAAUUUGAUGUCAUCUCCUUAUUUCCCGACCAUCUCAGAUGGAGGCCCUUGACGGUCAUUCAUCGACCGAAGAGGGUUGUACGAUAG